Messenger RNA from Plutella xylostella (diamondback moth), 3975 nucleotides. Its product is annotated as ATP-binding cassette sub-family G member 1. The record is from RefSeq and is a predicted model, not a curated record. Gene Ontology annotation, biological process: transmembrane transport. NCBI's taxonomy places the organism in Eukaryota, Metazoa, Arthropoda, Insecta, Lepidoptera, Plutellidae. Gene Ontology annotation, cellular component: plasma membrane. Gene Ontology annotation, molecular function: ABC-type transporter activity; ATP hydrolysis activity; ATP binding.
GGGCGCGAAUUUAUUAGUGUACUAACAACCCGGCCGCGGAGUCGACGCCGCCGCGCCACCACUCCGCCGCACGAUUAUAAACAAAUAAAUACACUCGGGACUCUAUAGUGAACACUUUGUGGACUAUACGAAUGUUAAUUUGGGACUAUUGUGAGAUUUGUGAGACCUUCGCAGUGAACGCUAUCAGGCGCAUGGAUUAACCCCAGCCGUUCACUAUCCGCGUGUGAGUGAGUGAAGUGCCACAGCCCAGUGCUAGUAACCAUGGCUUCACAGAGCCUGGGCCCGAACGGCGGGGUGUUCAGCCGGACGCAGGCCCUGUCCCACCUGCCUCAGAGGCCACCUGUCAACAUCAGCUUCCAAGACCUUACGUACACAGUGCAGGAUGGCAAGAGUUCAAAGUUGAUACUGCGCAACAUAAACGGCGAGUUCCGGUCCGGGCAACUGACUGCCAUCCUCGGGCCCUCCGGCGCCGGCAAGAGCACCCUGCUCAACAUACUGGCUGGAUAUAGGGUAGUGGGCGCGGCCGGGUCAAUCUGCACGAACGGGUCCCCGCGCGACCUGAGACAGUUCCGCAAGCUGUCGCGCUACAUCAUGCAAGAGGACCUGCUGCAGCCGCUGAUCACCGUGCAGGAGGCCAUGGCCAUCGCCGCCGACCUCAAGCUGGGCUCCGAGAUGACCCGGACCAAGAAGAGAGUCGUUGUAGACGAGAUAAUCCAAAUGUUGCGGCUCCACAAGGCGCGGGAGACGGUCACGGAGCGGCUGUCGGGAGGCGAGAGGAAGCGAGUGUCCAUCGCACUGGAGCUGCUGAACAACCCCCCUGUCAUAUUCCUGGAUGAGCCCACCACGGGCCUCGACGACGUGGCUUCAUCCACCUGUGUCUCUCUGCUCAAGCGCGUGGCGCGAGGGGGACGCACAGUCAUCUGUUCCCUUCACACGCCAUCAGCGAGACUCUUCGCGGAGUUUGACCAUGUCUAUGUGGUGGCCGCCGGGAGAUGCGCCUACCAGGGCUCUGCUGCCGGCGUGGUCCCCUUCCUGAGAGAGCUCAACUUGCCAUGCCCGAAGACGUAUAAUCCUGCCGAUUUUGUGAUAGAAGUAUCAAGCGGAGAGUACGGUCAACACGUGGAGCGAAUGGUGUCAGCAGUAGACAACGGACGCAACCACAGAUGGAGAACCUUCGCCAUAGAGUGUGCUGAAGACGUCAUAGAGGACCAGGACAUAGAGCAGUUAAACACCGGCAAUGCUGAGGAGCAGGACAAGAUAUACUGCAGUACAGCGGCCCAACAGUUCCUGAUACUACUGCGGCGAAUGCUUCUGCAAACUGUUAGAAAUCGGGGCUACCUCUGGCUGCGAGUGGGCCUCCACCUGUUCCUGGGCUUCAUCAUCGGCACGCUGUUCGACAAGAUGGGCUACGACGCCUCCAAGACCAUCUUCAACUUCGGCUUCUGCUACGCCUGCAUCAUUGUCAUGUUCUAUAUUCCUAUGAUGCCGGUACUAUUGGCUUUUCCAACAGAAGUGCAGCUAGUGAAGCGGGAGUACUUCAACAGAUGGUACGGUCUGAAGCCGUACUAUGCCGCUCUAGUAGUCUCUAGAACUCCGGCGACCAUAUUCUUCAGUCUCAUGUACCUCUGCAUCACUUACCCCAUGACGUCACAACCGCUGGAAACUUCUAGAAUACUGAUGUUCGCGACUAUCUGCAUCCUGACGGCUCUUAUAUCGGAAUCUAUGGGAACAGUGAUAUCGUCAUCAUUGAGUGUUGUGAACUCAGUCUUCAUGGGUCCAGCAUUAAGCGUUCCUCUGAUGCUGCUAGCAGUAUACGGCAUAGGGGACGGGGACAACCCCUCCCCGUUGUUCUGGCGGCUGGCUCGCGCGUGCUCCUUCCUGCGGUACGGACUGGAGGGACUCGUGUCUGCUAUCUACGGCCCUCCGAGGAACGACCUGGUCUGCCCUGAUGACGUGGAUUACUGCGAGUACAAGAAUGUUGCUUACUUCGUGAAGAUGAUGGGCAUGUCCGGGGUGUCGUUCUGGCUGGACGUGGGAGUCCUGGCCCUCAUGCUGCUCGCCAUGAACCUGGCAGGAUACUACCUGCUGCGGCAGCGCCUGUCGCCCAACUUCGCCUUCCGAGCCAUCAAGGUCAUCGGCCGCUUCAUCAAGACUAAGAUCAGUGUUUCGCCGCAUUGAAAAUGGGGUGUUAUUGAUGAAGAUUCCGAAGACAAAAGUUCUAAUUUUAGAGCUCUACGAGUCUUUCCGUAAAUCAAAUUUUUCGUAAGCAAAGUGUUUGACAGCUCUAAAAUUACAAUUUGGACCUUCUGAAUCGACAUCCAUUAUUUAUAGUUGCUUGCUACGAUAUGAUCGUAGGUCGCUUAAAUUAGGUAGUGUCAAAAGUGAAUUCUGGGUUUUAAAAUGAUGUAUCUUUAAAUUGAGAUAGAUGGAUUUGAUUGUUUGCUAUUGUAUUUAGAUCGGCUGUGAGGUGUUACAGCAACUUAAGAAGAAGCAAAGUUGUGUAGGUAACUAUACCUACAAUGCAAAGUAUUUAAAACAUAAAGAUAUGGGCAAAUUAUCAUGGGCAUGACCAGAAUUCAUAAUACCACUAUAAUUAUGUGUAAGGCUCUAAUUUAUAGAUUUCUAAAAUUUAUUAAAAUAAUAUUUGACUGAAUACCGUAGGCAGUUUGUACUGACGUGCCAUAGUGAAAAGCACGAUGUAAGUAUAUAUUGGAAUGGAGUGACCAUUCCUGCAUUGGCGUAAGAAUAAUAAGUACCUACAGUCAAUAUCAAAAGUGAAAUCUGUACAUAAAUACAAAAUUUACUUUUGGCGUUUACUGUUCUUACUGUAUUUAUGGAAACUUUUUUAUGAUUGACUUAUUUCGAGUGUAGUACCUAGGUAAUUAUAAUUAAAGCAAAUAGCAAUAGUUUAUUUUUAUAUUAAAAUAAGAUCUGGUGGUCGCUAUACAUUUAAUAUCUACCCAAUGAUUAGAGAGUCUUUCAUAAUAUUUAAAACUUAGUUUAAUUAGAUUAGUAGUGUUGGUAGUAGGUGUAAGUAUUAUUGACUUCAAAACUCAUUUUCAUAGGUUUUGGUUUUAUAUUUUCAUUGUGAUAUGUAUGAAGAUUGUUUGAGGAGAGUUCAUAAAAUAAAAAUAUUUUUUAAACUUUUUGUAAAACUUUAUUCUUUUACUUCCCAUUCUCGAAUAUUAUCACUUGAUAAAAAUAAACACAUUUUUCUUAUUGACUAGCGCUAGGCAUUGAAUCCAACACAACUAUAAAAAAAAACUAUUAAUUUCAAAAUAUCAUGGUCUGCACAGUAAAAUAUAAAAAUGUCGUUUGAAUAUUACGUACCUAUUAAAAGUAGCCGAUUUUCGUACAAUUAAACGAUAAAAGCGAUUAUAUUAUAUUCGAACCCUAUGUCCCUGAUGAGGGAUAACAGGAUUUCAUCAUCACUAUCAUCAAACGAUAAAAAGCUGAUUAAAUGUUUACGGUCAUAUUCCAGGGAAUGUCAGUUUCCUUUGGGCCUCGGGGUCCUACUAGCAGUCUCGUGAUAGGACCACUGGUGCCAAAAGUCUAAUUAAAAAUGCUUAGGUUUCUGUAUAUUUACUACAUGACAAGACUAUAUACAAAUCUCUAUACUUAUCUAGGGUAUAAUAUCUUAUUAUGUAAAACAACAAAGUAUUGAUUGCUACAUGAGAUUCAAUAUAGUACAUAAAUAUAAAUGUCAAGAAAGAUACCAGGUAAGUAUAGGUACUGCAAGAUUACAUACGUACCAAAAAUCUUAACAAAAUUAAAUGUAAAGUACAUUACAACAAAGGAAACCAUUAACUAAGAUUAAAAGUGCAGUUCUUCACACUUUUUUAAAUAUUUCCAGUGCCUGGUUCAGAGUGUUCAGACUUGCGUACAGUAACGUAGAGCUACCUAUAAGUUACUAGCUUUGUGUCAGUUCCAGUUACUCAAUCUAUCUAUGAGAGACAGUUACUUUCAUUUUAACAA